Molecule: messenger RNA, 3600 nt
Organism: Acytostelium subglobosum LB1
Lineage: Eukaryota; Evosea; Eumycetozoa; Acytosteliales; Acytosteliaceae
Exons: 4
Biological process (GO): regulation of autophagosome maturation; endosome to lysosome transport; endosomal transport
Cellular component (GO): late endosome; endolysosome membrane
Source: RefSeq, a predicted model, not a curated record
CCAUUCAUUCAAUCAGAUAUACAUAUACAGUCAGACAGGGACAAGGACAAGGACAAAGAAAUGAACAUAUUCUCAUCAUUGAUGAAACCAAAGAACAAGUUCUCUUUGGAGAAUUUGAAGUACCUUUACACGACAUUGGUCAAGAAUCCCGUUAUUACACCAAGUAACUCUGGUGUAAUUGUCGAGACAUUGAGACAGAUUGCAGAGGUACUGAUAUGGGGCGAUCAGAAUAACAACUCAUUGUUUGAAUUCUUUCAAGAAAGAAACUUACUUGGCUUCUUUGUGUCGAUUCUCGAUCAAAAGACAUCAUCCUCAGUGACCAUUCAAUUGCUACAGACAUUAAGUAUCCUUGUGGAGAAUCUACGAACUCAAUAUUCAAUAUAUUACUUGCUAUCUAAUAACUAUAUUAAUGAGAUCAUUGUACACAAGUAUGACUUCUCAUGUGAGGAGGUGUUGGAGUUCUAUAUAUCAUUCCUAAAGGCAUUGUCACUAAAGUUGGACAAGAAUACAAUCAACUUCUUCUUUAAUGAUGCUGAUAAGGACUUCCCUCUCUACACCGAGGCAAUCAAGUUUGUCAAUCAUAAAGAGACAAUGAUCCGCAUUGCCGUAAGAACCCUAACACUCAAUGUAUUCAAAGUGCAAGACGAACCAAUGCGAUCAUAUAUUAUCAAGUCUACAGCAGUACCAUACUUUUCAAACAUUGUUUGGUUCAUUAGGAAGGAGUGCGCCAAUCUGAAUAGGGUGCUACUGCGCACGACAUUCGAUCGCGUGGCACAUUUGAACUAUUGCUACGAGGAACUGACCGAUCAGUUCUACUACUUGCACGAUAUAUUCAACUUGGGCUUCGAGUCAAUCAACAUGGUGUUGGCCGAGCAAUUCAUUCAAUACCUCAUCUUCCCUCUGCUCAUUGGCAGCGUGAUUGAUUCGGGUCCGGGCUUGGGCUCCGGCUCGGUCUCCGGUGUCCUCACGCUGGAGGACCGCCUCGAGCCAUCACUGGCACUCUUCCUGCUGACACAGGUGUUCCACAUCUUCACGUAUGAGCCCCUGCUGGACACGGUGGCGUCAGCGAUCGCCGCGUCGAGCGCAUCGCCCUCGUUGCUCAUGUCGGCGUCGCUCUCUGCGCCACCCCCACUCUCCAUGCUCAGCAGUCAGCGACGACGCUACGACAGUUUCAAACGAUUCUCAUCCUUCCCCAACCUGGGCAAUCUACUCAACAAUCAACCGCCAGUCUCCCCGAGCAAGAGGAAGAGCUUCUCUCUGCGCAAGAGUCUGAGCACGCUCACUCUCGAGAAGUUUGGCAUCAAUCAGAUGCAUCAAUCCCAACAACUCCUUCCCUCGCCACCCAUGGUGGAUACCACCGAUGCCGAACAGGCCCAGGACAAGACCUUGGUGUCUCCAGACUCAUCAUCACCCGCACAAACGACUACGACAGCCCCCGCUACACCGCCAGAGCCGGCAUCAGCGCCAAAAGAACCAUGGACAUUGAUGGAUGAUGGUGGCGAAGAUGAGUUGGACUCAAGCCUAUCGACGCCAAGGGGCGAGGCACUGGUUGGCAUGAGCAACGACUUUGCUCAACGACUGAGGUGUGAGUUAUCCAGCUCGAUCGACAGCGAGUCCACGAUAAUGAGUGGCGACAACAACAGCAGCAAGUAUGACAGUUUGAAGAAGUAUGGCAGCAAUAAGAAUGAGUUCAAGGAGACGCUGAUCGACCUGAUACGCAAUGACAACGAGACGUACACCGUCAUCUGCAUGUUGUACUCGCUGCUCAAGAACAACAAGGUCGACAGGAAGAUCUUGCAGUCAGGCGGACUGCUGCCCUACCACCUCGCCAAGGCCAAGAAGCUACUCGAGGGCUUGCUAUCACCUGACACCCUCUCAACCACGGCCGCCAAGGCAGCAAUGUCCAAGUCACUGCCCAACAUCUCAUCUCACUAUCGAUCGCGAUCAGAGUCACACACGCGUCUCGUCAGCAUGUUCAAUGACGACGAUGCACCAGCAACGCAACAGGAAGAAGCCAACAAUCGCGAGGAGAUCUUGUCAGUGUUGGCACUGCUCAAGAGGCAACACCAACAGAUGAAUGGCGGGGCGAUGGACCAGCCCUUCAUCUCGACCACCAUCUUCAAGUCGCGCGUCAACAACAAUGAUGACAGCAGUAGCAACGGCGGCGACGACCAGUUCGUGCCCGUGCCCGACUCAAGCCAGACCGACUUCACUAGGAACCUGAUCGACAUGCUAUUCCUCGUGUUGGUCAACAGCAAUCAGUACCGUGUUGUCACGCUCCAGAUGACCCUGCUGCUUCUCAAGGAGCUGGUGUACUCGCCCGAGUCGCCGUCCAAGCUGACUGAGAACCAGCACGCCCUACUCGAGGAGGCAUAUCGCAUGACCACCAAUAACCUCAAGGACUGUCUUUCGCUGGGCAACAUCGCCUCGGUGUUCCUCGAGUUGUUUGAGGACGAACUGCGCACGUACCGCCAGAUCGACUUUGAUGCGCUGAUGAACGACAUUGACCUGCUGCUGCCAGUUCCCGACACGCCCGUGCCACGACUUCCACUCUCGCGUCGCCUGCCAUCCGGUGACCAAGAGAGGACACAGCGUGCCAUACAGCAGUUCUUGGUGUUGCGUGAGCUCAAGUAUACUCUGCUCAGACGCAAGGACUCGAUGCUGCCGUUGAAGCAGCCUCAGGUACCAAUGGUGCGCGAGAAGGACCUGUUCAAUCUAAACACCGAGCUGUUUGACAUCAUCCACUACUACCAGGUGGUGCCACAGCAGUCUGUGGGCCAGCAGCCAUCGUCCGCCAAGACCAAGGUGCGCAAGUGCGCCGUGCUCUUCCAUCACAUGCUGCUAGAUGUCGAUCCCAACAACGUGGUGACACCACCCAACAAGCGAUCGGGCGUCUACGGUGUGAUCACACAUAUCGCACCACUCCAGCGCUUGGAGAUUGAGACAUCGCAUCUGGACCCGACGAUCCUGCGAGUGUUCAGCCACCCGACGCGAUGGAACGUCGACAUGGGAUUCGAUGAUGAGACCAAGUGUCAGCAGGUCAAGUCGCUGCUGACCACGGCCAGGGACGACAUCCGUUCGAUCAAAAUGCGACAGAUCUAUUCACUGCUUGGCGAGCGUGAUCCAUACGACGACGAUGGUGAUCAGCAAGAACAAGAGGCCACAGCCACAAAUCGUGUGAUUGUUCCAAUCGACGCGUCCAACUCACAUCCACUGGCAUUCCUCGGCAAUCAAGACAACACAAACAAUGAGGACGAGGGAUCGGUUGGCGGUGAUGAUGGUCACCUCGAACCCAACCUGCUCACAGAGAGGAAGGCAGGUCCCAACUUUACAUCAUUCUUGAAUGAUGAUACGGGCGACGACGAGCUACUGCAAAAGUACCGAGAGCUGAGUCGUAUCUCGGACGACACAUUACUUUCAAACAGAGGAGUCGAUGGCAACACGUUACUACACACAUUGAUACCAACAGGAAUAGCAUGCAAAGCCAGCGAGGACCUUGUUGUGAACAGCAACCUUAAGGAGAAUCUGAUCAUUAUCAAGAAGGAGGAGUUGUACAGCAUUGGACUAAGCAGUGGAGGUGGUGUCGACCAUGGACGACAU